This is a messenger RNA of Penicillium concentricum, 738 nucleotides long. RefSeq lists its product as uncharacterized. The transcript is spliced from 3 exons. Lineage: Eukaryota; Fungi; Ascomycota; Eurotiomycetes; Eurotiales; Aspergillaceae. Gene Ontology annotation, cellular component: cytoplasm; nucleus. The coding region runs from base 1 to 738 and encodes 245 amino acids. The record is from RefSeq and is a predicted model, not a curated record.
AUGAAAUUUCUAUGCCUCCCAGGAGGUCAUUGCAACGCCAAGGCUCUCAAAAUCCAGCUAGGCCCUUUCUGUGACGCCCUCGCAUCCAAUGGAAAUGCCAGCUUCUACUACACGCAGGGAACCACUGAGGUGUGGGUUCCACCACAAUUUGCCGGAUUCUUCGGUCCACCUCCCAAUUAUACCUUCAUGAAGGUCGAUGGGCCCCUGGUACAAAGGAACAUGGGUGAUUUUCCCAAACGCGAUACCCCGGAAGAGUCAAUGAAAGCCGCCACGCAGGCAGCAGGCAAUCCCACAUUCUCCUGUAUGCCUCAGGUCAUGGACCGUCUAGUUGGCAUUCUUGACGGUGAGGGCGACAUUGAUGGUGUGAUUGGCUUCUCUGAGGGAUCCCAAAUUGCCGCAUCGCUUAUUCUUGAGGAGCAAAGAAGAGAGAGAGAACUUGGUCGGAUACCUCGACUUAAAUGCGCGAUCUUUUUCAGCGGAUGGCCGCCAGUACACCCGGUGACUGGCAGGCUUGUUACGGCCGAGGACUAUAAUGAAGAACCGAUUACUAUACCAACCUGUCAUGUUGUGGGUGGGUCAGAUCCGUUCAUUGAUGGGUCAAUGGCACUGUACAAUAUGUGCGAUCCAGACAAUGCGGAUCUGUUUGACCAUGGAGGGGGGCAUCUAAUUCCAAGAAAUAAGCAGGUUACAGAGGAGAUUGCUUUAGUGGUACGCGAGAUGAUCAACUGCGCAGCCUGA